GCGUCUGUCCUCCUCCCGCUCAUUCCUCCUCCUCCUCCUCCUUCAUCCACUUCUUUCUCCUCUGCAUCUUCACUACACGCAGGGACAGAGCUGAGCGAAAAUGGUCACGCCAUGUCGGAUCUUGUGUCGCCUGAGUACGUUGGUUCUUGUCUUUCUGGUUGUCGGAGCAAUGUCCAGAUCGGUGAACCGCGACUCGUCUCGAUCCAAGAACGUCGAGACUGGAGCGCUUCGGAGCUCAAGCUCGAACUACUCAUCCAUGGCGUCUUCACGCUCUAAAGAGGCCGAUCACCUGAACGAGCAAACGGUUGAUGACCCGGAGAAGGUCGCUUCCAUGGUCGACAUGAUCAUCAGGAACAGCACAGAAAGGAGGAACUUGGGCUUCUUCUCUUGCGGUACUGGCAAUCCGAUCGAUGACUGCUGGCGCUGCGACCCGAAGUGGCACCUCAACCGCAAGCGUCUCGCCGACUGUGGCAUCGGUUUCGGCAGGAAUGCCAUCGGCGGCCGCGAUGGGCGAUUCUAUGUGGUGACUGACCCCGGCGACGACGACCCGGUUAACCCGAGGCCUGGCACGCUGAGGCACGCUGUUAUCCAGGAUGAGCCCCUGUGGAUCAUGUUCCAGCGCGACAUGGUGAUACAGUUGAAGCAGGAGCUGAUCAUGAACAGCUUCAAGACCAUCGACGGGCGCGGGUCUAACGUCCACAUCGCGAACGGGGCGUGCAUCACGAUCCAGUUCAUCACCAAUGUGAUCAUCCACGGCCUUCACAUCCACGACUGCAAGCCCACCGGCAAUGCCAUGGUCAGGAGCUCGCCGAGCCACUACGGUUGGCGGACCAUCGCUGAUGGUGAUGCUGUAUCCAUUUUCGGGUCGAGCCACAUCUGGGUCGACCACAACUCUCUCUCCAGCUGCGCGGAUGGCCUUGUUGAUGCCGUGAUGGGCUCGACUGCAAUCACUGUUUCCAACAACCAUUUCACCCACCACAACGAGGUGAUGCUGCUCGGACAUAGCGAUUCCUACACGAGAGACAAGUUGAUGCAAGUGACUAUCGCUUACAACCAUUUCGGCGAAGGACUGAUCCAGAGAAUGCCAAGGUGUAGACAUGGCUACUUUCAUGUGGUGAACAAUGACUACACUCACUGGGAAAUGUACGCAAUCGGCGGAAGCGCCGAACCCACCAUCAACAGCCAGGGCAACCGAUAUGCCGCCCCGGGCAACCCCUUCGCGAAGGAGGUGACCAAGAGGGUGGACACUGCUGCGGGCCAGUGGAAGAGCUGGAACUGGAGGUCGGAGGGAGAUCUCCUGCUGAACGGCGCCUAUUUCACUCCGUCAGGGGCCGGGGCAUCGGGCAGCUACGCCCGAGCCUCCAGCCUCGGGGCCAAGCCUUCUUCCAUGGUCGGGUCCAUAACCUCCGGCGCUGGCCCUCUCCCCUGCCGGCCCGGCCGCUCUUGCUAGCCUCAAAAGGGGCACUUUUUCCAAUUCUUGGUAUACAUAGUCAUACUCUUCACAGUGCAGUCACAGAACACACCCGUUGUCUAUACCCACAAAAGAUACCGAAAAGAGUUCACAUUCGUUUCGAAUGUUACCAGACUGAGUGUAACGAUUCACACCUAGUCCGUCGCCAUGGUGCCGGCGAUCGCAACCUCAACCUCGGCCCGCUUCAACCGGAAGGGAAAGCGAGCCCCACAUUUGGAGCAGGUGCGGAAGCGGGUCGACCCGUUCGUGCGCACGUGCCAUGUUCGGCGCUAUCCGCGUCCCUCGGCCGCGACCGUCAGAUACUAAAGCUUUUCUUACAGUGAGUGUGCUCAAGAGUCCUGUAGUGUUUGUCGUUCAUAAGUACGAUCAAUUGUAUGCAAAAUGCAAGUGUGAGUUAGAGCCUUGUAAAACAAUGUGAUUUACAGGUAAUGCCGCAAUUAGCAAAA
Rhodamnia argentea is the source of this 1917-nucleotide messenger RNA. Its product is annotated as probable pectate lyase 8. The coding region runs from base 101 to 1450 and encodes 449 amino acids. Lineage: Eukaryota; Viridiplantae; Streptophyta; Magnoliopsida; Myrtales; Myrtaceae. Gene Ontology annotation, molecular function: pectate lyase activity. The record is from RefSeq and is a predicted model, not a curated record. The transcript is spliced from 7 exons.